AUGCAAAAGGGACGUGCAUUUCAUAUCUUAAAAUCUACACUCACUGUAAAUGAUAUGCAUUGUGUCAAUAUGAAAUAUUUCAAGGAGAAUAUUGUUGUUGUUUCAUCAGAGGAGGCUAUCGAUAUUUCCCGAAGGUAUAGCCUAAUCCAGCUGAAACCCACUAGCAGGAUCACUUGCAAUACUGUUCUGAAACAGUCACCAUUUUCGCUUAAACUUGAAUGA
Molecule: messenger RNA, 222 nt
Organism: Trichobilharzia regenti
Lineage: Eukaryota; Metazoa; Platyhelminthes; Trematoda; Strigeidida; Schistosomatidae
Source: the annotation of a GenBank genome assembly